Molecule: messenger RNA, 911 nt
Organism: Rhinopithecus roxellana (golden snub-nosed monkey)
Lineage: Eukaryota; Metazoa; Chordata; Mammalia; Primates; Cercopithecidae
Exons: 3
Coding region: 53-484 (143 amino acids)
Source: RefSeq, a predicted model, not a curated record
CACCCGCCAGCCCCGCGCUCCUCCGGGCAGAGCGCGUGUGGCCGCCGAGCACAUGGGCCCGCGGGCCGAGCGGGCUCAGGGAGGCCGGGACGAGGAGGGGCGACGAGGAGCUGCGAGCAAGGAUGUGCCUCGGGACCCCCCGCACCUUCCCGUGGAUUUCCUUGCGGAAAGGAUGUUGACGGUCCCUGUGACCUGUGGAGACACGGCCAGAUCUGCCCUCCAGCCUGAUCUUUUGGCCAGAAGGAGAUUAAAAAGAUGCCCCUCAAGAUGGCUGUGCCUGUCAGCUGCAUGGAGCUUCGUUCGAGUAUUUUCUGAGCCUGAUGGAUUUACAGUGAUCUUCGGUCGUCUGAGGAAUAACUCUGGUGGAACAAUGCACUGGAAUGACACACACCCUGCACAUUUCAGGAUACUAAAAGUGGUUUUAAAGGAGGCCCUGGCUGAAUGCCUCAUGGAUUCUUACAGCUUGGAUGUCCAUGCGGGAUGAAGGACCGCAGCUGGCUGCGAGGACUGAGAUCUCUGUUUACUUGGGUCUCUGCCAACUUCCUCUGGGUCUCCCUGUGGAAUGUAAGACCCCGACUCUUCCUGGUGAAGCAUCUGAUGCAUGUUCCAUCUGGCGCUCAGCUGGGCUUGAGGUUACCUAGCCCCUGUGCAAUUCACCUUCCGAUUGGAGAAGGAAGAUAAUACAGCCCUGCCUCUUGGCCUGUGGAGAGGAAUGGAUGAUCUGAAACUGUGGCAUGCUUGAUAUUCUGCUGGCAGAGGAGAACAGAUGUUAACACAGAACACACCUCUGUCCCGAACCUCCUGGGAGCCUCGGAGAUCCUGAGUCUGCCUGGCCUUGGCACUCAGGCUCUUCAGACAUCAGAGGACAGCAUUGGGCCCAGCAUGACUUUCUGCAGUCCCAGGCAACAUCA